AUGUCCGAGGUUAUACUUCCUGCAAUUGAAGAAGAGAAUCAAUUGAAGAACUUCCUCAAGCAAGACACUAAUGUUGCAUUCUUAGCAGGUGGUAUUGCGGGUGCUAUCUCUAGGACAGUAGUGUCACCGUUUGAAAGGGUUAAGAUCCUCUUGCAAGUCCAGAGCUCGACAACAGCAUACAAUAAAGGGUUGUUCGAUGCCAUCGGGCAAGUGUACAAAGAAGAGAAUAUAAAAGGUUUGUUCCGUGGUAAUGGGCUUAACUGCAUCAGAGUAUUCCCGUAUAGUGCUGUACAGUUCGUGGUCUUCGAAGGCUGUAAGAAACACAUAUUUCAUGUCGAUACGAAGGGUAAAGGUGAACAACUCAACAAUUGGCAAAGACUGUUUAGUGGCGCUUUAUGUGGUGGUUGUAGUGUAGUUGCCACAUACCCGCUGGAUCUUGUGAGAACAAGACUAUCUGUGCAGACGGCAAACCUAUCGAAACUUUCCAAGUCUAGGGCCUCUGAUAUUGCCAAGCCACCGGGUGUUUGGAAGUUGCUAUCUAAGGCUUACGCUGAAGAAGGUGGCAUAAUGGGGCUAUACAGAGGUGUAUGGCCAACUAGUCUGGGAAUCGUGCCAUAUGUGGCAUUAAACUUUGCUGUAUAUGAACAAUUGAAAGAGUUCAUGCCCAGUGAUGAAAACGGGAACAGUAGCAUGCGUGACAGCUUAUAUAAGCUGAGCAUGGGAGCUAUUAGUGGUGGUGUUGCCCAGACAAUAACAUACCCAUUUGAUCUUCUAAGAAGGAGAUUCCAAGUGCUGGCCAUGGGUGGUAACGAGUUGGGAUUCCAUUAUAAUAGUGUCUGGGACGCACUUGUGACCAUCGGCAAAACUGAAGGUUUCAAAGGUUACUACAAGGGCCUCACAGCCAACCUGUUUAAAGUGGUACCAUCUACUGCAGUGAGCUGGUUGGUUUACGAACUGACGUGGGAUUACAUGAAACGCUGGUAA
This is a messenger RNA of Nakaseomyces glabratus, 984 nucleotides long. RefSeq names its product Mrx21p (gene MRX21). Gene Ontology annotation, molecular function: nucleotide transmembrane transporter activity. The record is from RefSeq and is a predicted model, not a curated record. NCBI's taxonomy places the organism in Eukaryota, Fungi, Ascomycota, Saccharomycetes, Saccharomycetales, Saccharomycetaceae. Gene Ontology annotation, biological process: adenine nucleotide transport; transmembrane transport.